CUUUUUUUAUUUGUUUUUGCUGGACGUUUUUUUAUUAGGGUUUUGUCCAAUCCGAUCAUCUUUGUGGAUCUCCGAUCACUCUCUUCCAGUUUCAGUCAAUCGCAAAACCUCAGGGUUUGCAAUUGUGUUUUGCUCCACGAUUUCAAUUUCGUGUGUAGAUUCUAAAUCAAUGGAAGAGACUAGCAGCACGAUCAGCACGAGUCAGAAAUCGACACAAGAGUUGGCUAUGGAAGGGCAAAAACAUUUGGAAGAUACGAUAGAAUCAGCAUUUCAGAUAUUAUCUUCGAUGAACGAUGAACUCUGCAACCCUAAUUUAUGGUCCACGUCUUCUCCACCUCCUAAUGUCAACACUACCAAUGGCCACCACGGGCCAUCCAAUGGCGUAAGUAACGGUGACGCUACAUCGUCGGACGCCGCUCAUCACUUUGAGAUGGGCGGUGGAGCCCUCGAUGAAGCUCGUCUCCGGUAUAAAGCAUCUGUCGCAGCUCUCCGUUCUGUUCUCAUUGCUAUUCCCAAUUCAAAAAAGGCCAAGGCUUAUGACAUUGAUCCAAUGUUAACUGAUGAAAUGGAUGCUGAGAAGCUAGAAGAUAGAGCCUCUGCUUUAAGAAAGGAGCUUGAAGAUAAAAACAAACAUUUAAAGAUUCUCAUAGAUCAGCUUCGAGACCUCAUUACAGACAUUUCAUCAUGGCAAAGCCCAAUUGUUGUAUGAACUCAAGUAGCUAUUCCUACUCAUCUUUCUAGUAAAACUUUCCCUUCUUAUCACCAUGUAAUAAUACAAAAAGUUGUAAUGAAAGAUUGCAAAAGUUUACAUGGAAAAUCUACAUUUUUUCUGAUUUCAA
Molecule: messenger RNA, 839 nt
Organism: Lactuca sativa (garden lettuce)
Lineage: Eukaryota; Viridiplantae; Streptophyta; Magnoliopsida; Asterales; Asteraceae
Product: mediator of RNA polymerase II transcription subunit
Cellular component (GO): mediator complex
Source: RefSeq, a predicted model, not a curated record